This is a messenger RNA of Stegodyphus dumicola, 1211 nucleotides long. Its product is annotated as nose resistant to fluoxetine protein 6-like. The record is from RefSeq and is a predicted model, not a curated record. NCBI's taxonomy places the organism in Eukaryota, Metazoa, Arthropoda, Arachnida, Araneae, Eresidae.
ACGUCCUUGAGCGCGAGCAUCGCCAGAAGCUAUAAGAGCAGCGGGAUAAGAAAAUAAGCAAAGCGAAAGAGGGACAGCUCUAACUGGUCCGAGCUUCCACUGCUGUGGACAGGUAUUAACCCCUUUGCCUGGAACAUUGUUCGCACUUGAUCCCAGUUUCACUUUUCAAGUUCGUUCUCCAUUGACCUGACAUUCGCUAGAUCAUCUGCCCGAAGAAAAACUCCUCUCAAUUAGCGUUCUCAAAAGUGGAUUUUUCUCCAUUCCAAGAAAACCAGAUGGUUCUUUGAGGUUUUCGAAAACUGAACUUUUUAAAACAUUACCUUUUAAUCUGUAUUUGUGAUAGCUGAGAAAACUUACUGGACUAUAGCACCUCGGUAAAUUUAGAAGAAACAGCAGGGGCCAGAAGGAGCUGCGGAUUUUUAUCGUUGCCAAUAUUUUAAAAGAAUAAAAUAAAUUCUUCACUCAUAAAACAUUUCUUAUGAGAUUCCAUGGGACAAAGCGAGUUCAAACAGCAAGAAACCUUGCGGAUAAUAUCAGGUUAACGUUUCCUCUGGCUUGAGCUGAUCUAAGCUGUUUUCUAAUUUAACUCUGCUGCAAUAUAUUUUUACUGUCGAACCUGGCUUUAUAACAUUAUGGCCUGUUUAAACACUCGUUACCACUUCAGUUUGCUGGUCGUCUUGGCUUGCUUUUGUGUACUGAAUUGUCAAAAACUUCGAGAAAAUGCUCCUUCUUCGUAUAGUCAAUCAGAUGAUGAUACAGAACCUGCAACAGCAAUCCCAGAACUUCAUGCUCGUCAACUCUGGUUAAAGAUGGAUAAAGAUUUAAAAACGGCUGUCGGAAAAAUUGUGAAGAAAGUUUUGCCUUUUCUGAUAAAAGAAAUAUAUCAAAAGGACAUAUCUGCUAAGUGUCUCAGUUCGCUAUUGCAACUGGCAUCGGCUCUUAAAGCAUCCAAGCUAUGGGUUUAUCAAUUGCUGGAUUCUUCUGGUCGCUUCCCAGAAGGCUUCUUGUCGGGAACUGUGACUUCGUUAGGAAAUUAUGAGGAAUGCGUCAAGCUCAAGGUGAAUGAAACCAAGUUUAAGAUGCAAGGCCAGUAUUGCACUCUUAAUUUAAUACCUCCUGUUCCUGCCUGGAAGCCAUUUACCUCGGUUCAUCUAACGGUUCCGGAAUUAUUCAAUAUUUCUGCCCCUGAUACGGUAAGUUUGAAAAUUUGA